AUGUGUCAUAAACAUGAACAUCCUCCGUCGCACGUGCCUCUUAAUUUUACACUAAAUCUAUGGGAGAGGAAGAAAAGAAACCACAAGAAACUAAAAGUGGAGGAGAAAAAGCCUGAAGAACCUAAGAAAGAAGAAGAGAAGAAAGAAGGUGAGAAGGCCACGGAGGAGAAAAAACCGGAGGAAUCUAAGAACCGUUCGUCGUUCACCUCAAAGGAUUUCCAGGUGUUGAAGAUGGUUGUAACUGAUUGCAAUCUCACACGAGGAAGAGAAGAAAGAACAGCCUCAAGUUAUCACAGUGAUUCUGAAGUUCACAUGCAUUGUGAAGCUUGUUCUCAGGAAAUCAAAAGACGCAUCGAGAGAAUCAAAGGAGUGGAAUCAGCAGAACCCGAUCUGAAGAACUCACUGGUGACAGUAAAGGAGUAUUUGAAAGUGAGAAAAAGAAGCUGCAGAGGAGAUGGAAAACAAGGUGGCGGCGGCGGCGGUAAUGGAGGUGGUGGUGGUGGUGGAGAAGAAACAACGGUGGUGGAAGUGAAGAAAAAUGAAUAUUAUUAUAACCCACCAAGGUAUGGUAUGGAGUUUUAUGCCUAUCCUGGACCAGCCUACCCUCCACAGAUUUUCAGUGAUGAGAACCCCAAUGCUUGUUCUAUAAUGUAA
Messenger RNA from Vicia faba (fava bean), 654 nucleotides. NCBI's taxonomy places the organism in Eukaryota, Viridiplantae, Streptophyta, Magnoliopsida, Fabales, Fabaceae. The record is from the annotation of a GenBank genome assembly.